Messenger RNA from Leptopilina heterotoma, 2706 nucleotides. RefSeq lists its product as uncharacterized. The coding region runs from base 465 to 2642 and encodes 725 amino acids. The record is from RefSeq and is a predicted model, not a curated record. The transcript is spliced from 3 exons. NCBI's taxonomy places the organism in Eukaryota, Metazoa, Arthropoda, Insecta, Hymenoptera, Figitidae.
UUUAAUGUAAGUUUAAAAUUUAAAAUUUUAAAAUAAAAAAAUUUUUAAAAAGUUUCGAACUGAUUGGUUUUGAAAAAUAAUUUUCGAGUUUCCACUCUAUGUUCGGUCGGUAAUUCAGGUGUAGAUGGCGCUACUAUGAGUAAUCCAUGAAUUUUGAUAAAUAUCCCUAGUAGAAAUUUGUCGUGGCAUGACUAGAUUUACUCAAGUUACUGUACAGUUUUAGUCAUGGCAGUUUAUUCUAGCUUAACUGUCGAAUUACUAGACAGCUACUGCAUAACACUGUUAAAGAAAAUAUAAAGUUGAACUUGAUUAUUACUGUAUAAAAGUCCUGUACAGUUAUUUUCAUGGCACUGUCGAGGCGUUCCGAGAAAUUAUGUUCCAAAGUUUGUCGUGGCGUUAGCGCUACCGCCAGUUUCAGUAACUAAACAGUUGUGUAUUGACACUUUCUAUUGAGUGAACAAAAAAUGGAUGAAGACGAGAGGCAAAAAAGGAAGCGACAAAAAGCUAAUUCCAGACAGAGAAAAAGGCGAGCACGUCAAAAAUUGUGGAGAGAAAAUGCCGAAUUGCAACGAGCUCGCGAGGAAGAUGAAAAUAUUACAUCUGAAGGAUCUUCUGACGAAUCUGUUCAUCCUCUGUCAGGAAAUGAUUUUAAAAACUUAAAAACAGCACCUCAAAACAUCCAAUCAGAUAUUCCUGAGACUCAGAACAUUCCAAGUAUUGAUGUUGAAAGCAAAAAUGAAAAUAGCGAUUCUACAAAUAAAAGCGAAAAUGACAACAGCUCAAAUUUUAAUGACAGCGAGAACGAAUCUGUUUUUGAUAUUAGUGACACUAAUGAAGAUGAAAGUUCUAGUGAAGAAUUUACUUUUGCCUCUGAAGUUGACGCAUUGAGAGAUUGGGCAAUUGAUUGCAGUAUUAGUCAAAGUCAUUUAGAUAAAUUAUUAUCUAUACUAAGACGACGCCUGUUACCAGAUUUGCCUAAAAGCUCCAAAACUUUUUUAAGAACUUCCAGUUCCAGUUACGAUAUAAAAAAUAUAAAGGAUUCAUUGGGUAACGAUGCUGAUUUUGUCUACCUUGGAAUAGAGAAAGGUCUAAAAGCAAGAAUCAAUGAGGACUUGGUUAAGGACACGAUUGAGUUGGUAAUAAACAUGGAUGGAAUGCCGCUUAAUAAAUCUGGUGUAAAUCAGUUUUGGCCUAUUUUGGUUCAGAUUUUUUCUAAGGAUGAAGUUCAUGAACCGUUUCCAGUCGCAAUUUUUCAUGGAAAUGCAAAGCCAAAUUUGGAUGAAUUUUUAGAUGAUUUCAUCACCGAAAUUAAUCAACUUCUAAAAGAAGGUAUUGAAAUUUCUGAAGGAAGAAAAAUAAACAUUUGUAUUAAAUGCUUUAUUUGCGACACACCAGCCAGGAACUACAUCAAGGCAACCAUAGGUCACGGAGGGUAUUAUUGCUGUGAACGAUGUACUGUGAAGGGAGAUAGAUUUAAAAUGAUCGAAGAAGAUGGAGUAAUAAAAAAAGUUCACCUUCAAAGAACAGUUUAUCCUGAAACAAAAUGUGCUGAAAGGACUGACGAUUCGUUCAGAAAAAUGGAACAAAAAGAACACCAUCACAAAACCUCUCCAAUCACUCGCAUUUCACCACCAGUAGAUAUGAUUUUUUCAUUUCUACUAGAUUUUAUGCAUUUAUGCUGUCUAGGUGUAAUGAAAAGAAUGUUGGAAUGGUGGCUCAUUAAUAAGGCAACAAAACUGUCAGGAAAUUUUCGGAAUGAGUUAGGAAGAAGGAUGGAGCUUUUAAAGUAUCAAGUGCCGUCCGAAUUUAAACGUAAGCCAAGAUCUACAAAAUUUUAUGCAAAAUGGAAGGCCACAGAGUACAGAUUUUUUUUAUUAUAUUGUGGGCCUAUUGUUUUAAAAAAAAUUUUAAGUACGGCUAUGUAUAAACACUUUUUAUUAUUACAUGUAUCGUGUAGAAUCUUAUGUUGCGUAAAAUUAUGUACACGUUUUACAAAUUAUGCUAAAGAAUUUUUAAUUCGAUUUUUUGAAAGUUUACCAAUUUUUUACGGUUCUAAGUCUCAAAUUCUUAACUUCCACAAUUUAAUACAUUUGUCAGAUGAUGUUCAUAAUAUGAAUUGUUCUCUUAAUCAUGUAACUGCAUUUCCGUUUGAAAAUUUACUGGGAAAAAUUAAACGCCGUUUAUUACGCACUUCCGUUCGACCUUUAGCUCAGGUAUGUAGAAGAUUGCACGAAGAGGACAUGCAACAAAUAUCGAAAAAGCCCAUUGCUUUAAAAAAUUUCGAAAUUUUAGAAACCAAAAAUGACGAAAUUCUAAAAAUAAAUUAUCAAAAGUAUGAGAUUUCCACCAAGUCACCAAAUAAUAUUGUUCUUUUAACUAAUGAUGUUGUAUUAAAUAUUGAGAAAAUUUUUAAAGUAAAUAAUGAAUACAAAAUUUCAGGGCUAGAGUACGAAAAGAAAAAAUCCUUGUUUGAAUAUCCGGUUGAUUCGAAACACCUGAAAAUGUGGGAAGUUGAAAGUGGAUUAAUGAGUAAUAAAUACACAUUUCCUUUAGAGUUAAUUGACAGUAAAUUGGUUAAGAUAAGUGUAAAUUAUAAAGAAAAUGACAAUUAUAGACACUAUGUUAUGCCAUUGUUACAUUGAAAUAUGCGCUUUAACAUAAUACAAUAAAAAAAAUAUUUGAUUAAUAAAUAUUUUUAAAAAAUUA